AAAAUAGUUAUGUUAGAAUUAAGGAAAAAAAAUAUACUAAAACUUAAUUCUUCAGUCAAAUAACAUGUCUUGUUUCCUUUAUCACUUUGUCUAAGCUUAAGUUGUUACUUAAUUUGAAACUUAUAACACGAAUUUUCACAUAUCGACCAACAACUUCAUUCCCUUCUUCUCUCUCUCUCUCAAACCUGCAGUCAUGGCUGCUCCUUUGAUCCUCAAGUACCACAUAGAUCACCAACAAGAUCCGAACCCGACCCGCCUAUUCUCUUCGAUCCAAGAAGCCAAAUCAAUCGCCAAAAUAUCGCUCCCAAUAAUCUUAACCGGUUUACUCCUCUACUCUCGCUCAAUGAUCUCAAUGCUUUUCCUCGGCCGUCUCAACGAUCUCCCUGCUCUCUCCGGCGGCUCACUCGCCCUCGGCUUCGCCAACAUCACCGGCUAUUCUCUCCUGUCCGGUCUCUCCACCGGCAUGGAACCCAUCUGCGUUCAAGCCUUUGGCGCCAAAAGAUUCAAACUCUUAGGCCUUGCUUUGCAGAGAACCAUUCUUUUGCUCCUCCUUUGUUCUCUUCCCGUCUCCAUCCUCUGGCUCAACAUCAAGAAGAUCCUGUUAUACUUCGGACAAGACCAAGAAAUAUCGGACAAAGCAGAGAUAUUUAUCCUCUUCUCUCUCCCUGAUCUGUUUCUCCAAUCAUUCUUGCAUCCUCUCCGUAUCUACCUCCGAUCUCAGUCCAUCACUCUGCCUCUUACAUACUCUGCCUUCUUCGCUGUACUCCUCCACAUUCCGAUCAAUUACAUUCUCGUUUCUUACUUCGCUCUCGGCCUUAAAGGAGUUGCAUUAGGAGCAAUCUGGAGUAAUGUUAACCUACUAGGGUUUCUGAUCAUCUACAUCGUGUUUUCGGGUGUUUACGAGAAGACUUGGGGAGGCUUCUCAAUGGAUUGCUUUGAAGGGUGGAGAUCUUUACUAACGUUAGCAAUCCCUAGCUGCGUCUCGGUUUGCCUAGAAUGGUGGUGGUACGAAAUAAUGAUUCUUCUUUGUGGACUGUUACUUCACCCGCAAGCAACCGUCUCGUCUAUGGGAAUCUUGAUCCAGACCACCGCUUUGAUCUACAUUUUCCCUUCAUCUCUUAGUUUCAGUGUCUCCACACGCGUCGGGAACGAGCUAGGCGCGAACCAGCCUAAUAAAGCAAGGAUAGCCGCCAGGACCGGUCUCUUUUUAAGCCUAGGGUUAGGUUUAUUCGCCAUGUUUUUCGCUUUUAUGGUGAGGAAUUGUUGGGCUAGAUUGUUCACUGAUGAGGAAGAGAUUUUGAAGUUGACUUCCAUGGUCUUACCGAUCAUCGGGCUUUGCGAGCUAGGGAACUGUCCUCAGACAACAAUGUGUGGUGUUUUGAGAGGAAGUGCUAGACCUAAAUUAGGAGCAAACAUAAACUUGUGUUGUUUCUACUUUGUGGGAAUGCCUGUGGCUAUAUGGUUAAGUUUCUUUGGUGGGUUUGACUUUAAGGGAUUGUGGCUUGGUCUCUUUGCCGCCCAAGGCUCGUGCCUUGUUUCGAUGUUAGUCGUGUUGGCUAAGACUGAUUGGGAAGCUGAGGUUCAUAGGGCAAAAGAACUCAUGACUAGUUCAUGUGAUGGCGAUGGUGAAUAUGAUGAUGACGAUAGCGGAAGUAAUACGAUGCCUCUUCUGUUGGAUAUAGAAGAAUGUGGGAACUACAAGCAUUUGAAUGUUGUCUAAAUCUUUGUCACCUUGUUUGAUUUGUUGCCAGUUGCACUAACUAAAUUUUUUUUCAUUGUAAACUUUCUAAUUUAUUAUUUCAGAAAGCACUUCAAACA
Molecule: messenger RNA, 1818 nt
Organism: Brassica napus (rape)
Lineage: Eukaryota; Viridiplantae; Streptophyta; Magnoliopsida; Brassicales; Brassicaceae
Product: protein DETOXIFICATION 49-like
Exons: 1
Coding region: 194-1720 (508 amino acids)
Biological process (GO): xenobiotic detoxification by transmembrane export across the plasma membrane
Cellular component (GO): membrane
Molecular function (GO): antiporter activity; xenobiotic transmembrane transporter activity
Source: RefSeq, a predicted model, not a curated record